Messenger RNA from Melampsora larici-populina 98AG31, 1311 nucleotides. RefSeq lists its product as uncharacterized. Bases 1 to 1311 code for a protein of 436 amino acids. Lineage: Eukaryota; Fungi; Basidiomycota; Pucciniomycetes; Pucciniales; Melampsoraceae. The record is from RefSeq and is a predicted model, not a curated record. The transcript has 7 exons.
AUGUCCGCUACUUCGACUAUCACCUCCACCACCAGAGAAUCAACUGUUGUGCAUCCUAUUGUAGUACAAUUUAUCGGUCGUCUUGGCACUGAGGUCCCUAACGCACGUCGAAAUGCGCUUGGUUUUGUUUCCCAUGAGACUAUGAUUUCGACAUCUGGCUUUGAUCGAACCUCCCCGUACAAUACCGCCAUCCUCUUGACUGCGCCCAAGGGUGCCAUCGAUAAACUUCACCAGGGCGAUGUGUACGCCAUCAGUUGUAAGUUGAUCAGUUCAAACAACCGCAGGCUUGAUGAUCUCUAUUGCGGAACGACUACAAUAUUGAGGAUUGGGAAGAAUGAUUCUAUUGGUGUCGAGUACGAGAAAGAUGUCAUGAACAAGGUCUUGAUGGUGGCUUUGGGGAUUAUAGUGAAGAUGGAGACGGUUCCAAAGGGUGACGGGAAGCGUGGUGGCGAAAUAGUGUUGACUUUGAAAUCCGUUGAUUUUGAUCCAAUAGACCAGAGCCCAGUGUGCUGGAUGACGAAGCAUAUCAUUGAACGGUGUCAUCAAUCGGAUAAGUUUCAUUCAUUUUGUAAGGAGGGAGCUGAGGUCCAGAUCGCGGGGUUGAUUGAAGGGUACGAUGAUAAAGAGUGGGCUUGGGAAACCCGGGUUUACAACAUAACCCCGUGUAACAAUAGCACACCCAACCCGAACGUCACAGAAAAAGGAAAGAGUGGGGAUGCGUGUGACUCUUCCGUCGCGAAGGUCGCAUGCCAAAAGGAAGACAAGAUGGCCGCAGGGAUCAAUACAAGCCAUAAACGCAAAGCCACCAAGUCGCGCAUUUUAGCCGCACGUUGGAAUAAGCGGGUGAAGGUCAAUGCUGCCCAUCGGGCAAUGCACAUGGUGCUUUGUGGGUUUUUGGUUGCAAGGGGGGCGGGAGUUGUAGACAGCACAAACCGGAAUUGUGUGCUGUUUCUGGGGUGUAGCGCGAUGUUACAUAUCUACCAAAACACCAUCACCAAACCGCCUGGACAAAAAGCUCACGCGUUGAAGAUGAAUCUCACAAGCUGUUUCCUCCUUUACUUAAUCAGUAUGGAACACCUAGUCAAUGGAAUGCAUUUGGCGCAUUGCGUACCGCCAGCAGACAUUGGUGACACUGGUACUCCAAGUAUUGCCUUGUCGUCCACAACAGCUCCAAUGAGUGAGGAAAAAAUCAAUAAUGAUCGACACCUUGUGGAAAACUUUGAAGCAUAUCAAAGCAAAUAUAUGCCAGCUUCAGCCCCACAGGGUUUUAAAGAUGCCUUGAAUCACCUCCGAUUCUUUGCACCGAUGUGA